AUGGCUGACCUGAGCUUCAUCGAAGAUUCCGUGGCCUUCCCGGAGAAGGAGGAGGAUGAGGAGGAAGAGGAGGAAGGUGUGGAGUGGGGCUACGAGGAAGGUGUUGAGUGGGGCUUGGUGUUUCCGGAUGCUAACGGGGAGUACCAGUCUCCCAUUAACUUGAAUUCAAGAGAAGCUCGAUAUGACCCCUCACUGCUGGAUAUCCGCCUCUCCCCAAAUUAUGUGGUCUGCCGGGACUGUGAGGUCGCCAAUGACGGGCAUACCAUUCAGGUUAUCCUGAAGUCGAAAUCAGUUCUAUCAGGAGGUCCAUUGCCUCAAGGACAUGAAUUUGAGCUGUAUGAAGUUAGAUUUCACUGGGGAAGAGAAAACCAGCGUGGUUCUGAGCACACAGUUAAUUUCAAAGCUUUUCCCAUGGAGCUCCACCUGAUCCACUGGAACUCUACCUUGUUUGGCAGUAUUGAUGAGGCCGUGGGGAAGCCCCAUGGAAUCGCUAUCAUCGCUUUGUUUGUCCAGAUCGGAAAAGAGCACGUGGGCCUGAAGGCUGUGACUGAAAUCCUCCAGGAUAUUCAGUAUAAGGGGAAGUCCAAAACAAUACCCUGCUUUAAUCCUAACACUUUAUUACCAGACCCCUUGCUGCGUGAUUACUGGGUCUAUGAAGGCUCUCUCACCAUCCCACCCUGCAGCGAAGGUGUGACCUGGAUAUUAUUCCGAUACCCUCUGACGAUAUCCCAGCUACAGAUUGAAGAAUUUCGAAGGCUGAGGACACACGUGAAGGGGGCAGAGCUCGUGGAGGGCUGUGAUGGGAUUUUGGGAGACAAUUUUAGGCCCACUCAGCCGCUCAGUGACAGAGUCAUUAGAGCUGCGUUUCAGUAG
Messenger RNA from Budorcas taxicolor (takin), 873 nucleotides. It is a transcript of the gene CA8, whose product is annotated as carbonic anhydrase 8. Gene Ontology annotation, molecular function: carbonate dehydratase activity; zinc ion binding. The transcript is spliced from 8 exons. The coding region runs from base 1 to 873 and encodes 290 amino acids. The record is from RefSeq and is a predicted model, not a curated record. NCBI's taxonomy places the organism in Eukaryota, Metazoa, Chordata, Mammalia, Artiodactyla, Bovidae.